CUAGAUUAAUCUUCAAAGGGUUUUACAUUUACCAGCUGUUUGUGUUCUGGAAAUGGUUUCACUGAGAUUAAUUUUAAAAGCUUGGAUAACAGGAUUUCAUGAUGACGGGUUCUCCUCUUUUAAAAUAACAGAACAUAACCGCGCAUGUAUUUUAUCUGCUGUUAUCCAGCUUGCCUUGGCGUGCCAAAUGUUUGACAGCGAGGAGGCGUGUACAGUGGAGGUGUUUACGAUGGCUGCGCUGCUGCUGUAAUGACUGUGACUCAGGAUUGGUGCAUCGCCUGAUGAUGAUGAUGUUGAUGAUGUUGAUGAUGUUGUUGAUGAUGAUGAUGAUGAUGAUGAUGUGAUGUGAUGAUUCGCGCAGCUCAGAUGCUGUCUGAAAAGGAAGAUAGUCGUGUUUACUGAUGAUAAUCGCCUACAUUGAUGUUUAUUGAUCACGUUGAGCUUGUCUGAAUUGUACAUGACGACAGCCCUGUAAAAUUAAUGGCCAUGGAGGAUAGUGCUGUGGAGGUGAGGGAGAAUUGGACUUUGCUUCUCUGGACCACGGUUGCUGUUCUGGUCCCGGUGCUCAUCACACUGUGGUGCAGCUUUCAGCGUCCCAAACGCAAAGUACAGCUCAAAGAUCUGUUUCGUAGGAGCAAACACGGCUGGCACUACACGGACCUAUUCAACAAGCCCACCUACUGCUGCGUGUGCUCUCAACACAUCCUGCAGGGGGCGUUCUGUGACUGCUGUGGCAUAUGUGCAGAUGAGCAGUGCAUACAGAGAGCAGAUCGCACCCUGUCAUGUAAGGAGAUUAUGACCCAGACCCAGACGGAUGGGGGGUUCUGCCAUCGGUGGGUCAGGGGUAAUGUGCCCCUCGCCAGCUACUGUGCCGUCUGCAAACAGCAAUGUGGGACUCAGCCCAAACUCUGCGACUAUAGGUGUGUGUGGUGUCAGACCACAGUGCAUGAUGACUGUCUGUCCAGUCUGAAUGAUGAAGAUGUGUGUGAUCUGGGAGAAUUCUGCUCUGUUAUCAUACCUCCAUACUACCUCUAUCAAGUCAACAAGCUCCGCCGCAGACAUCCUGAUGAGUACAGCAAGCUUGCUGCAAUGUGUGGGAGUGGCUGGACUCCAGUUCUGGUCUUGGCAAACACUCGAAGUGGCAACAACAUGGGAGAGGUUCUGCUGGGAGAAUUUCGUACCCUCCUCAACCCUGUACAGGUAUUUGAUCUCGCUGAGCUGCCCCCUUCUAAAGCCCUGCAGCUGUGUACUCUUCUGCCCCCCGGCAGUGUGCGUGUUCUUGUGUGUGGGGGAGAUGGCACAGUAGGGUGGGUUCUGGAUGCCAUCGACACCAUGAGGCUGAAGGGACAAGAUCAGUUUAUCCCUCUCGUGACCAUCCUGCCACUGGGCACAGGCAAUGACUUAUCAAACUCUCUGGGAUGGGGGGCAGGUUAUGCUGGAGAGAUAUCUGUAGAGCAGGUGCUUAGGAAUGUUCUAGAAGCUGAGGUGGUCAAGAUGGACAGGUGGAAAGUGCAGGUAGCCUCCAAAGGGCACUACUUUCGUAAGCCAAAGGUGUUGGCCAUGAAUAAUUAUUUCUCAGUGGGUCCUGAUGCUCUUAUGGCACUGAACUUCCACACACACAGAGAGAAAACACCCUCCUUUUUCUCUAGUCGAAUCAUCAACAAGGCAGUGUACUUCCUCUACGGUACCAAAGAUUGUUUGGUGCAAGAAUGUAAAGAUCUGGAUAAGAUUAUUGAGCUGGAGCUGGAUGGAGAGCGAGUAACUUUGCCCAGUCUGGAGGGGAUAAUUGUGUGCAAUAUUGGCUACUGGGGGGGUGGCUGCAGACUUUGGGAGGGGAUGGGAGAUGAGCCCUAUCCUCCAACACGUGUGGAUGAUGGUUUAUUAGAGGUGGUGGGUGUGUAUGGCUCAUUUCACUGUGCACAGAUCCAGGUUAAACUGGCCAAUCCCGUGAGGCUGGGACAGGCACACACAGUUCGGCUGGUGUUGAAGAGCUCCCGGAUGCCAAUGCAGGUAGAUGGAGAGCCAUGGGCACAGGGUCCGUGCACCAUCACCAUUACCCAUAAGACUCAGGCCCUCAUGCUGUACCACAGCGCAGAACACACCGAUGACGAUGACUCCAGCACCUCAGAGGCUGAAGAGCCCUCAGCUGAUCACAUUGACACAGCUAGUAACACCCAGAAAACAGUGACGGAGUCUCAGUAAGGCUGAAAUCUCUCUGCUCCAGAAAGUAGCAUGGCAUGAAAGGAGGGCAUGCUGCUCUGAUUUUGUCUUCAGGUCUAGUGUGAUGUCAUAAUUGUAAAUGUUCAUAAUGUGAAUGUGCUGCUCUAGCAGUAACAUCUGCAAUGGUUAUUGCUGUAAGAGUUUUACAAGAGUCUUUACAAGAGUUUCUCUCUUAAAGCUGCACUAUGUAACAGUGCUCUCAAGUGACAUCUGUGAUUGGAACUUAAAAUUGCAAGCAAUUUGCAGAAGAAUACUUUACGUCAGUCGUGUUCUGGCACUGCUCUUCUGGCAGAUGAAUCUCCCAAUUUGAACUUACCUUGACAUCACGUGUGUGUUCAUGACUGGAGCCGGAGUCAUAACGUGCUAUUUUCAUGUUGAUAUUAUGUUAUACGAUUAAACGUUUGAAAUGGAAAUAUUACUUGCUUUGAUGAAGAUAAACAACACUCUUAUUUACAUAUUUGAAUGAAUUUUACACUUAAAUCGCUUUUCUGACACUACACUCAAAGCACUUUUAAAUAGAGAACAGGGGACUCUCCUCAGCCACCACCAGUAUAUCUUAAUAUGAUUAUUCAAGUGUUUAAUCUACUAUUAAUGUUUGAAUUGUACUACAAUUUUCAAUUUAAGAGGUUAAACUCUGAUAUGGCUGAUACGAGUUCAAUAGAAGACAGCCUCAAUUACUACAAUAGCAUAUCUAUGCAAUGCACACAAUAGCACAUAAACUAAAAACAUAAGAUGAGGAUUCAAUAAUGAUAGGGAUAAAAUAAUCUUUAUUAAAUGUAAAAUAAUAUGCUUAAAUAUGCAAUAUAACACUUACAAGAAGUCAAUUUCAGAAGUCAUACAUAAUGAACAUGUCACAGUAACUUAACCGGACAAUGUAGAUACAUUGCGAUUGCAAGGGCGGAGCUAGGGGGUGGACGUGGCCACCAUGGACCGAAUCCUGGCCACCCCAAUGGCAAUUGCCGUUUUGGUCAUGUUUUGUCUUGUCUUUCUUCACCAACAACCACCAUCCACACCCCCCCAGCAAACCCAUCCGUCCGACAAUACAAACAAUCCCCCCCCACCCUUCCAACAAUGUGCCACCACAGACUGAUCGCUGGACCCUGCCCGGCCGCGCCUGUGAAGAACUCCUGGCUCCCCUGCGCUAUCGGUUAACUCACGAGUAAUGUUCGAUUCAUAAAUGCAUGAGAAGCAAUAUAAGCUUCAGCAACCCUACCAGAAAACAUAUCCAAGCAUUAUAGUAGGUAAACAACUUCACCAAACGGAUAACAGAUAAACAUCCAUCUAGACUGCAGCGAUGCUGUCCUGAACUGUGAGUGUGUUACUGAACAGCUUAGUUUGUUUCUCCAGCUGGAACAUGAGACAGCCGGUACUUCUUUCUUGUGUGUGCGGACAUGACGUAAUGACGCAAGGAUGCACAUCAUAAACUAGCGAUUUCACACCAAAUCAAACCCGACAGCUCAAAAUGCAAAUCAUUUUUAUAGGCUUACAGAAGUGAUUCGGGGUAAGGGAAGGACAUUGUUUUGAACACUGAUUGCUGAUGUACUCAAUCAAUAAUGGCAGUUUGUUCAUUUUUACCCAAAAAAAUCUUAUUCCUGUGUUUUUUUCCCAGGGAAUGUUACCUGGAAGCUGUAAAAAGUGGCUCAGGGUUUGGCCCUUACUAGACAAAAAUGGAAUCAUAUUUAGCUUCAAGCAGAGCUCAGGCAAUCGAAAAAAAAAAAAAAAAGAAAAAAAAUUAGUCCAGAGGAGAAUCUUACAAACAAAGCUGCUUAGACGUGAAUGUUUUGCACUGACCUUGUUCAAUAGGUCUGUGAAUAUACUGCUCACUACAAUUGAGUAAAUUUAGUGUAAUAAUUUUGAAUGGGUCUUUCCAUGUUGUUGCUCCUUCUGUGAAAUUCCAGCAAAGUGGUCAAAUUUAGGAACUAUGUGUCAACAUGUUUAUUCUCUGAUAACUGAAAAACCUUUGCACUGCUUGAAUCAAGGGCAGAUUAAUGUGCCAUGUAUACCCUCAUGUUUUGUGACUAUUCCAAGUCAUUGGUUUAAGUUUUUGAAAUGGCAGUAAAAUGUUUUAGAGCACUGUAUUAAAAUUCAGAUGAUUGUUCUAUCAUCUGAAUUUUGUCUUUUGCCAAGCUGCACUGUCAUAUUUUUUUGCAUUUGCUGGUUAUUAUUUUUGUGUUGUUUUAUUGGAUGUUUGUGUUUUUUCUCUUUUUUUUUUUUCUUUUUGUUGUUGUUACAGUUUCUGUGCAUGCUGCUUGAUUUAAAUAACUUUUUGUUAGCACAUAAGGUGAUUUAUUUUGCCUAACAUUCCUAUAAAUACUUUUUUUAAUUUAAGGAUGAGUCCUAAACAUUUUUAAGUAAGCCUUAAUGUCUAUAAGCCCUCCCUUCCAAGUCUUUUAAGUUUCCUUUCAUCACCACCUUAUAUUUAGCUGAUUGAGGUCCAGUUUCACUACAUUGGUGUGUCCUGCCUGAUGACUCAUUUUGAGCUUAACUCUAUAGUGUCUUGUAUGGUUGUGCCUGUUAUGAGUCAUCUUCAGAGGCAGAGAUGUUCUUGAGGAACUAAAUCAGAGUUUUAAGGGAAAAACGGUAAUUAUGUCAGUUUUACACAGUGUUAUUUACAUCGUAUGGCUUCCCUUUUGGAAAGGCGAUAGCACUUGACUUUCUCACUCUGACAAUGUGCCCUCUCUUUGCAGUAGUUAAGCUUACUGUUUUCCCAUAUUAUCCAUGACAGCCUUGUUGUAAAACUGUUGUCACUUUCAUUGUGAUCCAAUCGGCAGCCAUUUUUCAUAGAUGAUUGUGAAGGAGUUUUUGAUCCUUUUUUGUUGUUGUUGUUUACAAGAGUAUGUGUUGCCAAAAAUAUCCUUGUGAUUGAAUUGAUUGAAUAUUUUUCCUUGUUGCAUAAAUCUCCAUCACUUGUCCAUUGAAGACCAUUGCAGUAUUAGUCUCUAAUAUGUGAAAACUGCAAAAACCCUUCUACAGCUUGAAAAACAAAAAAUCGAAAUUUGUAUGUGUUUAUUAAAGGAAUAUUCUGGGUUUAGUACAAGUUAAGUUCAAUUGAUAGCAUUUAUGGUAUAAUUGUUACAAAAAAAUAAUUAGAUUCUUCCCUCCUUAAAAAACAAAACCAAUGUUACGAGGCACUACAAUGGAAGUGAAAGGAUCAGUUUUGGAGGAUUUAAAGGCAGAAAUGUGAAGCUUGAAAUUUUAUAAAAGCACAUUAAUUCUUCAGUUAAAACUUGUGUAUUUGAGCUGUAAAGUUGUUUAAAUCGUCGUUUUAAGAUUUACAGCAUUACGUCAUGGAUAUACUUUUACACAGAAAAGGUUAGUAGUCUAAGUGGUUUUAUCACACUAAAAUCAUGUUAACGCAUUGUUUACGUCUUGUGGAUAUGCAUUUGAAACCAUGAUUAUUUUAACGUUUACGAAUUGGCCCCAUUUACUGCCAUUGUAAGUGCCUCACUGUAUGCCACUAAUGCUGUCAAUUGAGCUUAACUUUUAUUGAACUCCAAAUAUUCCUUAGAGAAUAUCAUGUGAAAUCUAUUUUAAAACGGCAUGUAAAGUUACAUGCAAAUGUUUCAAUAUAUGUCUAAUUGCUGAGAAAGCGGUUGUGGUCAUGAAAACCUUUUCCUUUAUGUAAAAGCACUUUCUAAUUGUUGCUUUGUUUCUUAUGCUGAAGACAUUGUAAUGUUACUAAAAAGACUGUUUACAAAUGCUCUGAAUGUGUAAAAAAUGUUUAAGCAGAUUAUUCUCAGUGGGACAUUUUGUACUGAAUACUGUGUGCCUGUAAUGACAUAUGUUUGACAUUUAUGGUUUAUGUCUUGUUUUUUUCCCCCUCCAAAUACAAAUUAAGCCUACUGACACUGUAAAUGCCACAGUAGCUGCACUUGAUGGAACUGUUCUGUUUAAUGUGUAACUAGGCUUAUUUGUGUAAGGGAACAUACCAACACAUAUUCAAAAGUACAGAUGAUUCUGCAAAAUCAUUUUUGUUCUUAGACACUUUUUGGAAGUUAAUCAGAACUUAAUCACAGAAUUCUUUGGCCAUUUAUUUAAGCAUUUCAUUUUCUAAUACAACUGGCAACAAUGUGAGCUGCACAAUUAAAUAAUCACCAUUUCAGAAGCAAGAUUAAGUCAAUUUUGAAUAUAAAUUCACACAAUGCAUAUUGUACCAUAAGUAUGUUGAAUACAGUUGAGAAUGAGAGGAAGAAUUAUAUAUCAAUAUAAGGAUAUUAUAUUCUGAUAAGAUACAUGGGUAUGUUUAAGUCUGUACCUUAAAAUCUGUAUUUAUUCUGAUUUAACUUCAUGUAUAUUUUUUCACUUUAGAAAACAAUCACAAUAAAUAUUUUUUAUAUUC
Messenger RNA from Myxocyprinus asiaticus (Chinese sucker), 6559 nucleotides. Its product is annotated as diacylglycerol kinase epsilon-like. The coding region runs from base 481 to 2202 and encodes 573 amino acids. Lineage: Eukaryota; Metazoa; Chordata; Actinopteri; Cypriniformes; Catostomidae. Gene Ontology annotation, molecular function: ATP-dependent diacylglycerol kinase activity. The record is from RefSeq and is a predicted model, not a curated record. The transcript is spliced from 11 exons.